UUUGAAGGAAAAUAUUAGGAUAUCUGAUCCAAGCUCUUCAUCCAAGCUCUGAGUGCAUGAGUCAUUAAAUAAUGCAUUUUUGAGCUUGAUAGCCACAGGUAAAAAUUAUACUAAACAUAAUAUGUGAACCCAUCUCAAGGACAAACAAUUCCAAAUUCAGCCCUCCAAAAAUAAAGAAGGUUCAAUUUAAGAUUUUUUCAUUUCAAGACUCAGUAAAUAAUAUGUAAUUUUGUAGUGCCUGAGACAGAUCAGACACGCAAUUAUUUGUUGUAUUUAAUAAAUAAUCCACAGUAGAUCUCACCCAACAAAAAAAAUCACGUGCCUCUUAAACCCGUCACAUUUUAACCUUGACGUCACUGAAUCGUUUUCUGAGUUUUACAACAGUCAGUCAUUGUUUGCGGACACCACAGAAAUGAAAAUUAGGGACAAAUAGCACAAAAAAUGGAACAAAAAGACAAUUUGUUAACCAUUUCUUGACUAGUUUUGACUCCAAUAUGGGAUUUUUUUUAUUUUAAAUGAAUCUCUGCACAUGGCUGACAAUUAUAAGUCUACCACCUCAUUUAAAAUAUUUGCCUUACAUUCUUAAUGUUUAAUUUUUCCUAUUUUUUAAAAAUGUUCUACUAUAAGAUUCUUCUGAUGUCUGGCUUUGUUCAUUCCUGAUCACGGUAGCGAUUGAAAUGCAGGAAGGAAAAGGCAGAGCACAGCCUUGAUAAGCUUUCCUGUAAAUGUUUUUUUUUUGUUUUUUUUGUCAGUCUGUGAACACCCUGCAGUUCUGACCAUUUGCUUUCUCCUCGCCUAACUGACCCUAAAAAUACCAGACAUCUUGAGACGACCUGUGCACAUACGCCAACUAAUACAAUGGGAAGUUUGAGGUUCCAUGCAUUUCUCCUGCUGCUCUUGUACACUAGUGUGGUGCAGAUAACUGAAGAAGUGAUACACAUGGGCUUGUUUCCUGAAGCUGCUGAUUACUCAUUCUACAACUGUCGGAAAGAGAUGCUACAAAUGGUCACAAAAAGUGGAGGUCUGCUGCAGACAGAGCUUAACAACAAUGCUGAUUUUAAAACUAUGUGGCGAAACGCAACAUCCAAAAAGGCCAUUCCAGGGAGUACACCGGAGCACAUGGCUGCGCUGCAGAGCUAUGUUGAAGCUACUCCUGAAUUUCAUGAAAAAUUCAAGAAGUUGGUUCAGAACAAUGGCAGGGGCAGUUCGACUUCCCAAGACGAGUUUCCUUUCAAAUCUCUUUUCUUCCUGCUGACAGAUGCCAUGCAACUCGAAGGCCAAAAGAAAUGUCGUACAGUGUACUCUGGCACAGAGAAGGAAUAUAGCACCAAAAUUGGGGAGAAAGUACGUUUUGCGAGUUUUUUCCCAGCAAAACUGCAAUAUACUUCUGCAACUGAGGAUGCAAGUGUAGAUGAAAACCCUGGGACUGUUUUCAACAUCACGUCUUGUUCUGUGAUCAGCCUUGAAGAUUAUGGGUGUAGUUCAGAGGAAAUGGAUGCGCUAAUAUCACCCACUGACGUUUUCACAGUUGAGGAUAUCACAACGGUUAUGAAUAUUAAUGAUGAGUUUAAAAAGAUCACCUUGGUACAUUCUCACUUUUACAGUUCUUAUAACUGCAGCGGCCUUGCCAGCUUGUCUGAAGAAUCUAAAGAAUCAUCUUCAAGUUUCCCGAGUUCCAGUUUCCUGAAUCUGAUGGCUUCCUUUCUCAUGCUGUGCUUCUACACGCUAAUUCUGUAAUAAACUCAGAAAUGCAUGAAAUCAUGUGGGAAUAGUAAGUUACAUUCAUUCUAUUAAUGAAUGUUUACCACAUGCAGUGUUCUUGACUUAUAAGGAUGAAUUUAUCACAAUAAUAAAUUACUUUCAUUAUUCAUUUUAAUGCAUGUUCUCUGUUCUCAUUUUAAUCUAAUCUUUAAGACCACUAAAAACCGUAAAAAUGUAGGACUAUUUAAAAUGAUAAAAUAGGCCUAUAUAAUUUUUUAGUGAAACUAAGCUGUAGUGUUCCUUGAAAUUGCCCAGGCAUUGCAAAAAACAUCCAUGAAUUCAUUUUUAUAUUCCCAUAAAGUAUAUUGGAAAGACGCUCAAGGUGUUAUAUGAAGUACCUCACACCACCAGAGGGCGCCAUUGCAACAGACCUCAUAUCACCUGCAGUCAUUUUUGUCAUUUCUGUCAUGUUGCAAAUACAUUCAUGAUACAGUUUCACUAAAUGGUGAAUUCACUUAAGUGUUUUAGUUGAAAUUUCACACCUUCUGUUUAAAUAC
This is a messenger RNA of Sinocyclocheilus anshuiensis, 2258 nucleotides long. Its product is annotated as T-cell ecto-ADP-ribosyltransferase 2. Gene Ontology annotation, molecular function: NAD+-protein-arginine ADP-ribosyltransferase activity; NAD+ poly-ADP-ribosyltransferase activity. The transcript has 4 exons. NCBI's taxonomy places the organism in Eukaryota, Metazoa, Chordata, Actinopteri, Cypriniformes, Cyprinidae. The record is from RefSeq and is a predicted model, not a curated record. The coding region runs from base 859 to 1737 and encodes 292 amino acids.